AUGAGCCGUUACGACGGGCCAUCGGAGGGUUUCGACCCCGCGCAGCCCUAUAUCCCGCCUUACCAAGCAUGGGAGAACCUAGCCCAUGAGCGAAACCGCAUCGAACGUGAGCUCGCCAUGAGCUACAUGGACCUCCUUAAACGCUACCAGGACAAAUGUGCCGAAUGCGACCGGGAAAGACGCACCGCCGUGCUUUGGGAAAAGGAGCACCGCAUGCAGGAGAGAGAGCUCAGUGCUAUUAGAUCUGCUGCAGAAUCAUCUCCCUUUGCUUUUGUUGUUAUCGAUGGCGAUGGCGCUGUCUUCCGCGAAGAUCUUAUUGCCCGGGGGGAGGAGGGCGGCGGAGAAGCCGCCCACGAGUUACAUCAACGACUUAAGGCCUACUUCCACGACAACCCAGCCUUGUCGAACAUCGACAUCAUAUUCGUACACGUCGUCCUUAGCGUCGAUGGGUUGUCGAGGGCUCUCCAUGCGUCCGGCACUCUUCCUAUUACCGACUAUGCCGCCUUGACCAAGUUUGGUCGCGGCUUCUGCCGUGCUCAGCCGUUUUUCUCCUUUACUGAUGUUGGCUACGGCAAGGAGCAAGCCGACCAUAAAGUCCGCAAGCUUUUUGAAGUCAUGGAGAGGAAUAUCCAGUGCCGAUGCCUCAUCUUGGGCGGAUGUCACGACAACGGCUACGCCACUUUCCUCGAAUCCUUCCGCAACAACCACAAGAUCUGCCUCCUGGAGACCACUCCUCCGGCGGCGGAUUUCCGAAAGCUGUCGUUCAAGCGCGUCUCAUUCCCAUCGGUCUUCCGGUCCGAGCCUGUGCCAUCCAGGCCGGCCAUGCCGCCGGGAUUCGCGCCUCCGCCAACUGCUGGGACGUUCUAUACAAGCUCCAGAAGCUCUCCUCCACUCCCACAUGGCGGCAAUGGGGUCACCAGCUUGCCGAGCCCCGCCCCGACGGCCUCGCCAAAUGCUGUACCUCACGCGUCGCUUGCAACGACUAAACCCGAGUCUUCAACCAGCAGCUACGCUACAGUCGGCCGGAGCAACGCUCCCGUUACCAUCAACAUUGCCAGCCAUAAGAAGACAACCGCCUCUCGUCCUUACAUCACAUUUAACAAAAACGAUCAACGCGUAGAUGUGCCACUGGCCAAGCCGGAUCCUAAUGCAGUGAGGGCGUUUGAGGAGAAGAUGCACGCCAACGGCAGGAACUUUUGCAACAGAUGGUAUCUAAUGAAGAACUGCAAGAGCCCCAACUGCAACUUUUACCACGGAAAAGAGCCCUUGACCGCAUCGGAGAUGCUCGUGCUGCGACAUAAGACGCGAAACUUGGUUUGCAGCUCCGGCCACCAUUGCACCGAGGUGUCCUGCAAUCUCGGGCAUCAUUGCGCGAAUCCGACGUCGUGCUAUUUUGGCAACAACUGCCGUUUCGCCGAAAUGCAUGGCAUGGAUAUCACUCCCACACUUAAGGUUUAUGAUGAUGGCACUCGAGAGGUCGUUUAG
Messenger RNA from Chaetomium strumarium, 1485 nucleotides. RefSeq lists its product as uncharacterized. The transcript has 3 exons. NCBI's taxonomy places the organism in Eukaryota, Fungi, Ascomycota, Sordariomycetes, Sordariales, Chaetomiaceae. The record is from RefSeq and is a predicted model, not a curated record. The coding region runs from base 1 to 1485 and encodes 494 amino acids.